ACUCCAGUUACCUACCCGCCGCUUUGCCGAACAUCUACAAAGUACUGCUCUCUACCCGCUAUAAUGCGUCUCCCAUCUACCGCCCUUGUUCUCGUCGCCCCCCUCUUGGCCCUCGCCAAAGACUGUGCCGUCUACUACGACCACCUGCUCCCUGAGAAUACUAAAGAAAAUUCUAACACCAAUGCCGACCGCGACUGGAAUAUUAUCCAGUGGUGUGUCGACAACCAUGGUACAAAUGGAAAAACAGACACCGGCGUGGUAAACGGGCAGAAACCGAACGUGUGCACUAUCUGUCGGGCCCUAGAUGAUAAUAUAGGCGACACUGUUCUAGAUAUUCAAGACAAAAGGAGUGGCGUCUGGGUGCAUUAUACUGUCGCAUGUGGAGACUUUCCAACAGGGUCGUGCCACUCGUCAUAGGUGGAUGGAUAGUAAGAACAGCACGGGAGAUAUUCACAAGGGACGAUAGUAGCGAGCAUUCCACGGAAUCAAUGUAUCCUACUACUAUAACACUAAGAAUCUUCUCAUAACUGCCUAGCGCUCCGAUAGUAUUGGGAGCGUCGUCUUCAUUCAUGUUUGUAGACUUAUAAUUUAGCGUGCUAACACUUCGUACGACAAAUUUAAGUUCAAGGAUGCUUCGCGAGGGUAA
Pyrenophora tritici-repentis Pt-1C-BFP is the source of this 646-nucleotide messenger RNA. NCBI's taxonomy places the organism in Eukaryota, Fungi, Ascomycota, Dothideomycetes, Pleosporales, Pleosporaceae. The record is from RefSeq and is a predicted model, not a curated record.